Messenger RNA from Coniophora puteana RWD-64-598 SS2, 288 nucleotides. RefSeq lists its product as uncharacterized. The coding region runs from base 1 to 288 and encodes 95 amino acids. The record is from RefSeq and is a predicted model, not a curated record. The transcript is spliced from 2 exons. Lineage: Eukaryota; Fungi; Basidiomycota; Agaricomycetes; Boletales; Coniophoraceae.
AUGAACUUUGAUGAUCACGCGCGCUGCGUGUCUGAUGAUGCAGCCCACACUGACCCAGAUCUCCACACUUCAGUCCUUACUCGGGCAUUACGUGAUGCCGCCCCCGCCCCACACUGGAUCGCUCGCAUCGUGAAGCGCGUGCCCGGCGCACCGGGCGAGAGGAUCUGUACAUCUCGCCUCACCAUCGUCACAGCAGAGCGCGAUGCCGUAACGCUCGAGAGAAGAUCGUCGUCCGCCCCACCCGAGUGGUUCCAGUCUAUACUCGAAGCAGCGAAGCUUCCGCUUUAG